Rotaria sp. Silwood1 is the source of this 2293-nucleotide messenger RNA. Lineage: Eukaryota; Metazoa; Rotifera; Eurotatoria; Philodinida; Philodinidae. The record is from the annotation of a GenBank genome assembly.
AUGCAUUUACUCUGCUUUAAUGUUCGUGGUCUCGAUCUACGUUGGGGGGAAGAUGGUGAUAAAGCUGAACGUUUACUCGAAUGGAUGGACACAUGUUCCCUUGGUCCUUUUGUUCCAGAUUCUAAUACAUCUCUUCGAUCGGAUCGUACAAUUGAUUAUGCCUUAGCAGCCGGUAUGAAUCUAUCAAUUCAAACAUCUGAAGAUGACACUUCUAGUGAUCAUAAGCCUCUUCUUAUGGUGCUUGCAUGUGAUACAGUUUUGAAGCUUGAAGGAUCGCGUAUAAUAUGGUCAGUUUUUUCGCUAAUGCUUUCUUAUACAUAUGCAUUCUGGGAAAAAGAAUGGAACUCCGGACCGUAUGAUAUUACAUAUGAACGAUUUAUAUCUUUUAUUGUAUCGCUUGCUGCAAGAUGUACGCAAUACUUUCCACUCAAGCGAGCCAGACCGUCGGUACCACAUGAACUUAUGACACUCCUAGCACGAAGUAGAUCACUAUCGUACAAAGCAAAGCGGAAGGGAGAUAUCUUUCUACGCCAGAAAGCUCGUCGUCUUAGGAACAUCGCUCGCUUCGAAUUAAAACGUUAUCAGCAGUUUCAUCUCACACAACAGUUAAAGGAAAGACAUGUUCCUGGUGAGUGCUCGAGAGUAUUCUGGAGUAAAACCAAAAGUCAUUUUCGAACUGCUUCAUCAUCAUUAAGAGGUUCCUUACUUCUGAACGGUGAAAUAAUAAAGGACCCGCAAGCGAUGGUAGAUACAGUGGCAAAUUAUUAUGAAACACUAUUUGAAGCACCGGUGGUCGUUCGUCGGCAUCCAUAUGUUGAUGCCCCUACUGUACAAUGUGUAAACGUGUCGGAACUUAUACCACUAGUCACUUAUCCAGAAGUUUUAAAUGUUCUACGUACAAGAAAGAAGAAACAAUCGCUUGAUAUACAUGGACUCUCACCAUUUCUGCUUGAUAAAAUCCCUAAAAAUUAUUGGCACUUAUUUGUUAAGUUGUACAAUGAUUCUUUCACUAAUGGUUACAUAUUGAAGAAAUUUAAAGAAGUAAGAAUGGUACCACUGGCUAAGAAAAAUGCUAUAUGCACUCCGGAUCAAACAAGACCUAUCUCGUUGCUUGACUCUUUUUUAAAAACGCAAGAAAGACUGUUUCUCAAUCGUUUUCUACAAGUAUUGAAGGACCGAGGCAUUCUUCCUGAUAAUCAAUCUGGUUUUCGGGCUGGGCAUAGACAUCAAACACGUGUGCUACUGCUCAUUGAACAAAUGUCAUCUUACAUGUCAAAUAGUUCGCCGGUUGCGACAGUCUUCGUUGAUUUUAAAUCUGCAUUUGAUCAACUUUGGUUUGAAGGGUGUCUGGGAAAGUUGAUUCGAAUGGGAAUUCCAAGUAUGUAUGUCAAAUGGAUUCAAGCAUGGUUAAAUGAUCGUCAAGUGACAAUCGAGAUACAAGGUAAAAGAUCGAGAUGGAUCAAUAUUAACAGAGGUGGCCCGCAAGGGUCUAGUUUAACACCAACGUUAUUCAUUACUUAUCAUAGUGAUAUGGAGGAUUUUAUUCCCGGGGCAAUGUCCUUCUUCUUUGCUGAUGAUCUCGCAGCUGUAUUGGCGGGACAAAUCGGAUUAAAAUUUACAGAACAAUGUGUUGAUCUGGAACGAAGACUACAAAAGUUUUUCGAACAACUGGAAUUCUACUCGAUAUUAGCGGUGCAACCUAUUAAUUACUCUAAAACACAAAUUAUGUUCUCGGCGCGUGCUGUUUGUUAUCCGAACCCAAUGCCACAAGUUAGAUGUGGAGAUAAUACGAUCGAAUGGACUUCCUCGUUCAAAUAUUUAGGAUACUGUUUAACAACUAGGCUUGGGUGGGGAAAUGUCAUCGGUAAAACUCAAGUAACGGUACGCCAGAAAACCGCAUUAGUAAAUUCGUUCAGAAUUAAUGGUACAUCAUCAACUCAACUUCGAAGAAUUCUGUUUUCUACCUUUGUACUACCUUACUUUACGUGGUUGUUCGGAAUUUAUCCCUUAUUCACUGAGAGGCAGCGCACGGACCUUAAUCAUCUAUAUUUUACGUUGUUAAAACGUAUAUCUUCGUGCCAAUGCUGGGAUGACUUUCUCUUCUCGUCUAUUUAUAAUGAAAAAUCGUUGGAUGAUCUCUGCUUCGGAUAUUGGGAAAAAUAUACAAAGGCACUGUCGAAGUCAAGAGAUGGAUCCCUGUUAUCGGAACAAUCAGAAUUAAAUUCUCACAGACGAGCUUGGCAGAUGUGUACACAAUGUGUUCGCUGUCUGCAUAGAUCCAAAAGAUUUGUAU